Brachypodium distachyon (stiff brome) is the source of this 803-nucleotide messenger RNA. Its product is annotated as NADH dehydrogenase [ubiquinone] 1 beta subcomplex subunit 10-B. The coding region runs from base 124 to 441 and encodes 105 amino acids. The transcript has 3 exons. The record is from RefSeq and is a predicted model, not a curated record. NCBI's taxonomy places the organism in Eukaryota, Viridiplantae, Streptophyta, Magnoliopsida, Poales, Poaceae.
UGUUCGUCUCGUCUCCUGGCCCCAAUCCCCACCACCGCGACGAGACCCGUCACCCAACCCAGGCAAGGCGAAGAGAGGAGAGGUCUGAGGCCGCGGCGGCGGAGAAGUAAGAGGCGAUCGGAGAUGGUGCGGAAGGCGAAGGUUGAGUUCGACGAGAGGCCGCCGGAUGACUUCGACCCGAAGAACCCGUACGGGGACCCGGUGGCGAUGCUGGAGUACAGGGAGCACCUGGUGCGGGAGAAGUGGAUCCAGAUCGAGACCGCCAAGAUCAUCCGCGACCGCCUCCGCUGGUGCUACCGGAUCGAGGGCGUCAACCACCACCAGAAGUGCCGCCACCUCGUCGACCAGUACCUCGAGUCCACCCGCGGCGUCGGAUGGGGCAAGGACCACCGCCCGGCCGACCUGCACGAGCCCAAGAAGGUGGUCGAGGCCGAGGAGUAGCACGGCUGCUUCUGCUGAUGUUCCUGGAAUGGAGAGGUGAUCUUUCCAUUGGAAUUGGAAGUAGUAACUUGAACUGCUCAGCUCUGUUUUUUACCUCUGAUGGUGCUGAUAAACCUUUAAUAAAUGAUGUCCAAGGAAACAUUGCUGUCUUUGUCUGUAAUUUUCUGUCACUUCGAAGAUUUGAGCAAAGCAUUGCCUGGACUUUUUCCUGUCUUGUUUUCAAUUUCAUUAAUACAGAUGGUGAUUAGUUGAAAUUCCCCUUGCAUGUCAAUUUACAAGGGUACAAAAGAUGGCCCUUGCUGUAAUGUACAAUUUUCCUUUUACGGUUUAUUUAUGUGCUGCUUAAUUGUGAUUUUCUUCAA